This is a messenger RNA of Porites lobata, 7152 nucleotides long. The record is from the annotation of a GenBank genome assembly. Lineage: Eukaryota; Metazoa; Cnidaria; Anthozoa; Scleractinia; Poritidae.
CUGGAUUCCAAUGUCACCUACCAAGUUGAAGACACAUUCACUGGCGCUUGCAUCGUACUUAUAACGUAGUGAACAAGAGCUAAAUCAGGUACUAUGUUAAGAGCUAUAUAUGGUAGUGUCGUAUAUUUAUACAUAAAGAGAAAGCUCCAGGGACACCCAACGUCAAUUUUCGGAAAAUAUCUGUUCGGAAGACGAUUUGAGAUCUAGAAUUUUCGAAACAUUUGUUGUAAAUUUCUUGUUUGUCUGCCACUCCUAGAAUUUUCGAACAUCUAAAAAAAAGUAUAAGAGCCCAUUUUUAACAGAUUCUUAGCCUAAAAAGGUCACCUUAGAAUUUUCGGGAGCCUUUUUUCUAGCUGAAACUUUCGAAAAGGUAAGUUUUGAUCCCUAUAAUUUUCGGAUCACUAGACUUUCAGCUAGGAAAUCCGAACAGAUGAAAAAUUUUUAGGGGAAAAAAAUAUGCCUAUAUCUGCCGUUUAAAUACUAAAAUACGGUUAACAAUGCUAUGUCGAAGUGGUUUUGAACCAAAUUCUCGUUGGGUGCCCCUGAAGCUCUUGUAAUAGUGACCUCGCUCUCCCAUUUAUGAAAUUAGCGAUUUACUUAGUAUGUAUUAAGCUUGUUUACAUGGCUCCCUUUGAUAGAAAGAAGAAGAACAUAACGGAAAUAUAAACGAAAAGGACAAAAUUAUCGCUAAUCCCGACAACGUUCAUGCAUGUUAAGACUACUUGAAAUAAGAUCACUUGUCCAUAAGUAGUCGCACUCAGUAAACAAAAGACUAACAGAUCCAGGAUCAUGUAUCUAAGACGAUGUCGAUCGAUACGUCAGCCCGGGGGGGGGGGUACUCCCUAAUAUGGGCUAUAUAGGUAUGUGCGGCCCCAAAGGGUAGGGUUUUUCAGCCGUUUUGGUCAUAAAUUGGGUAUCGAUUUUGGCUAUUUUGCCGCCAUUUUGGUCAUAAAUAGGGUAACGAUUUCUGCACUGUAGUCUUGAAUGCACUUUUUUAGAAGAAGCUACUUACUUAUCAUGUCCCCCUCCUUCCAUCCGCGCUUUGCCUUCCUCCCCACCGGCUGCUUUGUAGGCUAGAAAAUACAAGCAACAAAAGCCCUUCACAAAAUAGGGUAUCAAAUUUUUGGUUAGGUGAUAAAUAGGGUAGGGAAAAUCGCAGAUUUUGGUCAUAAAUAGGGUAAGGGUUUUGGGAAGCGGGCCGCACACCCCUACCCAAUUUUUCUGCGAGUACCCCCCCCGGAUACGUCGGUUACUAUAUUGCGUGCCUUCCCCGACAGCCGAUUAUUUCUAUCCCUUUUAGGCUAUCUUCCAAUAACGUUUAGCAUAGUUAUCCCACGUUUCGCGUGUUACUUUCUACUUAAAGAUUGCCUUGGUAACAAGGUUACAAAGUAAAAGCGCAUGAUUUGUAUUGCCGUGUAUACCACUUGAAGAUUUUGUAGCUCAACUUCCGCUCUGACCUCUUGCCUGCGUUGUAAACAGCAUACUGCCAGCUGAAACUGGAAACUAAGUGUGCCCACAUUUGGCUAAAUAUAGCCCUGGUUUAAUCACAAACAAGGAAAAUGAAAAAAUAUGUAUAAUAAUUUUUACGUCUUUUUCAUUUUUCGGCAUUAUCAACAUUGAACUAUCAUGUUCCGUAUUUGAUAUAUUUCACUUUAUGCACUGCUCUGAAAAUUUAAGUGGCACUUUUUAGUACAAGUAGUCAGCUCAACGCUAGCGUGCGCUCUUUAUUUCCCUAGAAAGAAAGGAUCAAUCAUCUUGACAAUUUCUCGCAAUUUGUAAUGGACAUUUGCAUAUCGAACUGAUGAGGAAAUUUCAUAGAAAAAAAAAGACAAAAAACAAAAACAAAAGUCGAAAUUGGCAAAUACAACUCCUGCCGCGUCGUAGAGUGUACCAACGAUUCUCAUUCAAAUUUUGCCCCGACCUUCAGAUCAUCGAAAAAUCAAAUUGUCUUUUUGUCUCCGCGAAACGGGCGGAAUCGAAUGAGGGAAUAAAAGGUGCUUUCUUGUGCUCUGGUUUUGAUAUUGCACCUGGAACGUGUCUACCUGAACCUAAAAAUGUUAUUGGCAGUCAUCAUAUGAGUGAGAAGACAAAACACAAAUCUGCGGUAAGUUUCCUCUCUAACAACAGCAAAUUUUGUUUUUUUGCCAGAUCACAUAGUGUAUUUGUGUGCAAAAUAUUCAAGAAACCUUUUUAACCUUUAAGAACUUCACUGAAGUAGAAAAAGUUUAAGAAAAAUGUUACAAAACAUUUAUUAAACGAUUGUUGUCUAAAGCAUCGACACCUGAUCAAGACGAGUAUAUAUACCCGAUCGAUAUUUAGUACGUUUUAUGUAUAGAUAUGUUGCAUAUAUAGUUUUUAGUAUGAAUUCUCUUGCCAAAUUUUUUUAAAUCUCCUUUACAUAGUAGACGGAUUCUAGUUAGAAAACCGAAGCACUGACACUCAAAUUAAUUCGAUAUCUCAGUGUGAAGGAAAAGUAGGAGGUUAUCACUAUGGUAAUACGUUAACCAAUUUAAUAAAGCGCUGUGUUUAAGUAAAAUUUUCAAAGAAAACAGAAAAAGCAAACCGCUACCAGGAUGUUUGUUGCCGACUGUCAACUUUUAAUUUAGUGAAAACUGCUUUUACUUCUGAGAGCCGGCCUCCUCAAAAUGUAUUGAUAUAAAAUAAGAAACCACUCCACCUCGUGAAAUCAGUUAGUCACCUUAAGAUCCGAGGACGGCGACGGCGGCGAAAUACCGACGUCGUUUAAAAGUGCAUUUACAUUCUUUUAAUCUUCUUCACGAUUAUUUCAACUCACUUAAUUUGUCAAAUUCGGACGAACUCUCGACCUAGAGUUCAAUUCCUGAUAUCCGAGUUCAGAAAAAAAUUAAACAUUUCGUCGUCUUUGCCGUCGCCGUCGUCGGAUGUUAAAUUUGGACGAACUCUCGACCUAAAGUUCAAUUCCUGAUAUCCGAGUUCAGAAAAAAAUUAAACAUUUCGUCGUCUUUGGCGUCGCCGUCGUCGGAUGUUAAAUUUGGACGAACUCUCGACCUAAAGUUCAAUUCCUGAUAUCCGAGUUCAGAAAAAAUUGAAUAUUUCGUCGUCUUUGCCGUCGCCGUUGUCGGAUGUUAAGGUCCCUCUGCUCAAGCUCACCAAUAAUUCGUUAAAAAGAAGAAACAAAAGGAAACUGCCACGGUGGAAGAGGUCUGGAUAUCGCAUACUAGAUGCCUUAAUUUUUUUGCUAGUUUCUCUGUUUGACUGGCUAAAUCAGUCAAGAGACAGAGUGUUUUAUCCGAUAUCCAAACACUUCGAAGAAUCAGUGCAAAAUGCUCCGCUACUUGCAGCCCACUUUUUUGCGGCGUGCUGAAUAUCUGGUUAAAAAAUGGGAAAAAAUGUUACAUUAACCCCCCACCCCCCUCCCCCCAAAAAAUAAACAAGUAAAUAAAACUGACGUUUCGAGCGUUAGCACAUUGAUCCAUCUGCUCAAAGUAUCCGGCGUUGGAGAAUUGAACGCAACUCAGUUGAUUAAACUAAACUGUAGUAAAACUGGAAAAGAGUAAUUUAUUUUCAACUCCUAGGAUAAAACAGGCAUUUGCCAGUGAUUUAAUAUUUACGAUAAUUGUUUUUUUCUUUUUAUUCUUUUUUUCAGUUUUUAUUUGUUUUAUUAUUUUUUUAAUAUUAAAUUAUAAUUUAACUUGGUGAGAACUGGAAUGCGAAACCUUCUUGGGAAGCAGAUGCAAUUGAAUACAGUCAAGAUGAAUUGAAGAAUUGAAUUACGAGAGCACAUAAUACCAAUUCAAAUUUAAAGAAUAAAGCCAUAAAAUAUGCGCAUAAACGCCUACGAGGCGGCUUCGUUAUAACACACACUCGUGGAACGUGUAAAAUUAAGGAGGAAUUACUUGAUUGUAGGCGGGAGCUCCGCUUGUAGGCAGGUACAUUUUACCCGUAAUGGCGGAAUACCAUUGUAGAGUAGAAGUAAAUAACGUUGAUGAGUAACACAUCAGAUAAGAAGGAGAUGGAGAACUUUUUUUAGGAUAAAUUUGGCAUUGUUGUUUAGAUUAAAAAAGAAAUAGCAUUGUCCUUUGCUUUCCAAGAUCAAGCUUAAAUCAAAAUCAAAUAUGAUGCAAAUUGCGUUCUUUAGUUUGCGUUUCAUAGGAUUAGCUGACAAAAUGAUCUGACAAAAGACUAGUUUUGUUAACAAACUGUUUCUUACUGAUUAUAAUCUCUACAAAUGUUAAUGCUUCUCUAUUCACUCCUCUUUCCUUUUUUUCUUUUGUGUGUGUGUGUGUGCCUAAUGAAAACAUAAUAUUUAGAUUUCACAGAAGAGCGCCUUUCAGCUGCGCUAAUGAUAUCUUCUUUUAAUCUUUGUAAAAAAUAAAACAAGUAAACUAAAGACAUUUUGCGUUGUACUAUGUCUUUGCCGAGAGAUGCAUACAUAGCCUAAAAAGGAACAAUCGUGUCUCAUCAGUUUCAUUAGUAGAUCAUUCUAAAAUUUUUGACAAAUUGCCUAUGGGCGAAAGCUUCAGGCAGCUGAGUGAAUAUUUACUCACCAUCGUCAACUGACAACUAAAAGAUAUAAUUCAUAUUUACUUCCAAAGAAAGACGAUGCCCUUGAUCUAUAAACACAGUACAUCCCGAUUGUAGAAUAGCCCGGAAAUACAUAUUUGAGAUCGUCUUUGUGUCAAAGAGAAAGGAAAUAUAAGAAAAUAGGUAGAAACGUCGAGCUCAAAAGGGUCCUACAAACGCUUGCCGACAAAAGAAGCGAUUUGAAAAGAAACUUCACCAAGUGUAAGAUAUAUUGCACGAAACAGCGUAACAAUACCUAUUUCGCUGUGUAAUUAGAUAGAUAAUGCUGUCUGCUUGAACCAUUAAGGUAAUACUCCUGGUGUUCAGAGUUGAUAUGUAUAGCCACUCUUGCGGUUUGAGGGUAUUAUGAAUUAUUUUUAAUUAGUAGUAGUUAUAUGCUACUUUCGAGCUAGUAGCCGAGAUUAGUAGUUUUUCGUGUAAUUAUAAAAUUGGAGGAAAUCUCCCCAGAGCGCUUGCUUCAUUGCUGUAUACCCGAUUUUUCCCUUUUUCGUAUAUUUUCCUUUUUUUCCCGCUUUUCGAGAUUCUGCGCACAGAAAACCGCGUAAGGGAAGACAGUAGAAAAGGAUUCGAGCUUGAACUAAUUUAUAUACUUCGAUCCGAAGACUAAACCGACGAAACAUAGCCUUUAGGCACCUAACUCUCAUAAGUUCUAAAUUACGGAGUAAAGGUUUUUUUCUUUAAAAUCAGCGAUUUAUAUAGAGGUUUUGUUAAAACUAGGCUAAAGAAUAUUUGUCAAGUUCAGUAUCGAUAAUCUCCAAUUUAUAUAGCUGACAUUUCAAUAUUUAGGGCUGAAAUUAUGAAGUCACAUAAAUCAAAGCUUUCCGACACUUGUAAACUAACCCAUAUCAUCUUAACCACCAAAGGCAACCUCUGUGUCAUGAGCUAUGAACUUCACUUUAAAAGCCUGACAGACUAUUGCAGUUCAAACGAAAUCUAUAAUACCUUUAACUUCACGUUACUGUUUGCUUUGGUUCUAAGGGCAGUACAUAACGCGAAAGAAAAGUGAGGAUAAUUCUUUUUUCUUGGUGUCGUUUAAAUAUUGAGGAAGGUGCUCGACCAUCUCAGUGUAGAGAAAUUAUGAAAGUGAGCCAUGGAGAACAAACAACAAACAAGCUGUAUCAAAUACAGAUCAAGAUGGGAUAUUCAAGAUAAUACGUACUUUAAUUGUCGGUUUGAUUUUGGACAACUUCUAAGCGCGACGUUGCGAAGCGCUCGCGUUGUCAUGCAAAUCAUAAAAAACAACUGCGAAAAGCGCCAAAGGCCAGCUGAUUCAACAAACUUUUUCGCGUUCCCUACAUCGCAUACACUUCUUUGUAUUUUAAAAAUCGAAUAACCACUUAAUUGAACUUAAUUGUUACUUCUCUUUUCCUCUUCCAGAUAUAGAACGCGACGAACGGCCACUAAAGCCAAAGAGAAAUAACUUUGCUGAAGGGACUUAAACACGCGUACAUUUUUAUUUAACAACCAAUGAGUAUAUGUCAUAAAUAGGAAACAGAGCUCAAACUGUUUGUGCAGAUUGCCGACAACCAAGUUACCGGGCAGCAACAUAUCAAGACUUAGUAGACCCCAAGCGAAGGAGAUAUGACCAUCCUAAACAACGACUCCCAUACUGGGAACGGAAGUUUUUUUCCCUCUGCAAUACCCACCGAUACCAUUCCUGCGAUAGUUCUAGCGUUAUUCAUUCUAUUCAUCAACGCGUUUGUAGUUCUGCUAAUCGGGUCUUCCUCCAGCUUGAGAUCAACAAGCAACAUUAUUCUCGCCAGUUUGGCGUUAUCCGAUUUUCUGAUGGGAUUGGUCGGAAUUCCUCUCGUCGUCGCCUGCAGCAGUACGUUUGCGUCACCCGUUUGCCUGAGUGCCAAUUUAUUUUCAACAUUUAACUCUGUGUCGUCAGUACUACACAUCUUGGUUAUGACUUUCGACCGCUACAUAUUUAUAAUGUGGGCCUUGCGUUACCGUGAAAUCUUCAACCGUAGGCGGGUUGUCGCCAUUCUUAGUGCUGCCUGGUUAAUCAGCUUAACGCCUUUAGUUCGCCUUUCAUGGACUGCGGGGAAGCUUCGGGUCGAAACGGCGAAAGAGGACGUUAAACUACGCAUGAAAGAAAAGGAAUUAAUAUUCUUCACUUUUAAUGCUGCGGUCUUUUUUUUCGUUCCCCUCAUUGCAAUGAUCGUUCUUGAUACGCGCAUGCUGCUGCUGCUACGAAAUCAGUGUCAAAGAAUCGCCCGGGAAAACUUGCCGGCCGAGAGCAUCAAACACGAAACCAAGAUGCAGAAAAGGCAAACGAAGGCUGUAAUUACAUGCGUACUGCUCCUCUCGCUGUACGUAGCUUUCUGGUUGCCUUCUUUUAUCGUGGAAUUUUUACAACAUUAUGCCACAAAUGAUGAAUAUGGGCAGUCGCACGGAGUUAUAAUCUUAAUUACUUACCUCAGGUUUUGUCCAGCGUUGUUCAAUCCGAUAGCAUAUACUCUUAGAAAGCCUGAUUUAAAAAGAGCCGCUAGAAAGGUCGUUUACAAGACUUUCCCUAACUGGAAGACCCAAUUCGUAGAGAAUCGGACAGAACAAAUUCCUCUAGCUAGUCGAAGUGAUGUCUGA